AUGCAGCCAAUCCAAGAUUUAUCUUCGGCAAAAAAGGUCACGGGAUCCCGUUCAUCAGGGCAGGAUCGCAAAGUCGCGCAAGAUCGCCCCGAAUCUCUGCUCACCACGCCAGUUCGUCCCCUGAACCAGGACCACGAACACUUAGUUCGUCACGCCGAGGAGAACAAUCAUAUAACCGCGCACUUGGAUGAAUUGGAGGCAGUGCUCACGCGGUACAAGGCCCCCCAUACCAGUCAGCAGAUACUUGCGCAGUUGCCCGGGUCUAUCCAAAGUCUCUACAACGUCAUCAAGGGAACGGCAGGAAACAAGCUCGGUGGAGUGGUCAGGUCCGUCAGUCAAGCUUGGCAAAUCACCCCCGAAGCCCUUCUCAGAUCAUUCAACUUCAUAACGAGUUGCAUAUCCCGUCUUGCAGACGGCAUGAGGCUAAAGGAGAUCAGGCAAUGGCCCAGAGCGAGUCUCUCGAACGAGCGAACUGUGACUUCUGAUAUUGAGGAACACAGUCGGGAGGCUGAGAACAAGAGGUCGGGGACUUUUCUUUCCUGCCUUGAACACAGCGAGCUGGAAGACAUUGACCUGGCCGAGGCUAUGCUUGAGUGCGAUAUAGUGAUCGACUCUAGCAAUGACCUUGGUGUCAUCUUACCGGGCUCGGACACACAGGACAUCCGACAGAGCAGCUCCAUCGAAGGCGCAUCUUCGGUCUCCAGCCAUCACCCACAUCCGAUGUCCACCGGUUCACUUACACCCAACUCUGCUCCGCCCGAACACCUGACCUUGGUCUCUGAAGAGUCAUUUCUCAUCAUUCCCCUCAGGCCUUGCGUAUCUACUAUGGCUAUGGCUGAGACGUCAACCCUAAAGCCGGUUGAAGAUGCACAUGUCGAUCAGCACAGCACGCCAGAAGGACAACACCAAUCCGCAGGUGACCAAGGCCUAACCAAGAAUUCCUGCCACUUUGACUGGUCACGGCUACCGCCUGGGGUCUCGGAAAGGCUACGGCCUGGUGUACGACUCAAUUGCGACGCUAUGAACACAUUGUUCGACUUGAUCAGCGGGGCCACUCCCCCAGGCGCGGUGUCUAUCCUUCACACGCAAAUCGUUCAAGGUUCGUCGCCUCCGCUCGCCGCACGUUUCGAAGCCAUGACAGAGAGCCAUACGAUACUACUUCCACUUCAUCUGCCUAAGGCAGAGCACUGGGUUCUGUUGGUACGCCGACAUUCUGGGCCUUUUGAAAUUUGGGACUCGUUGUUGAGCCAAUCCUCUUCCUGGAAGAAGGACGCCGAGAGUGCAGCGAUGAGCGCACUGUCAAAGGUUUCCCCACGUUGGCUGCCGAAUGUGCUGGCCAACUUUGAUUGGAAGCACGGCAUCCAGCAAGAGAACGACACCGACUGCGGCGUGGCGGUACUUGUCAACGCGAUGUACAUUUUGACGGAACGUUUGUCUUCGGGCCCUGUUGACAUGUCUCUCUGGAGGCGCGUCCUUGAGACUCUCCUAACGCCGCCACGCACCGCGAUGACCGCUUGGAAGCUACAUCCUGGCUAUGACGAGAUCAAGUUGGUUGAAGAUGAGCCAAUCACCCUCCGCAAGGGAGCAAUGAUUACGGGUCAAAACCUGUCAGCCACCCAAGAGAUGAGGCGGGAGUGGAAGCGGAAGAUUAUGGAGAGCAUAACAUCACAGGUGUCGGCUGGUACUAAGAGGCUGAUAGCCUAUAUUGUUAGAGUUGAAGGCAUACGCAACACGUUUAAUACGCUCCGGACAGCAUACCCUGUUGUUGUAUCGUCGGCGGAGCUUCAGGCAUGCGUUGCGAAGGCUGAUUCCAGACGAGCCGCCUUACACCAAAUGCGUGCAAUCGUCGACCUGCUCAAGACGAGGUGGACUUAG
Messenger RNA from Colletotrichum siamense, 1875 nucleotides. RefSeq lists its product as uncharacterized. The transcript is spliced from 4 exons. Gene Ontology annotation, biological process: proteolysis. Gene Ontology annotation, molecular function: cysteine-type peptidase activity. Bases 1 to 1875 code for a protein of 624 amino acids. The record is from RefSeq and is a predicted model, not a curated record. Lineage: Eukaryota; Fungi; Ascomycota; Sordariomycetes; Glomerellales; Glomerellaceae.